Molecule: messenger RNA, 4250 nt
Organism: Lutra lutra (Eurasian river otter)
Lineage: Eukaryota; Metazoa; Chordata; Mammalia; Carnivora; Mustelidae
Gene: CDC25B
Product: cell division cycle 25B
Exons: 16
Coding region: 1257-3101 (614 amino acids)
Biological process (GO): protein dephosphorylation; positive regulation of G2/M transition of mitotic cell cycle; G2/M transition of mitotic cell cycle
Cellular component (GO): nucleus; cytoplasm
Molecular function (GO): protein tyrosine phosphatase activity
Source: RefSeq, a predicted model, not a curated record
CUCCCCAGGACAGUCACAUCCUGGGCUGUGAGUAGUGGCUGGAGGUUGGGAGCUGGACCCCUUGAUCCAGGUGGAUGAACCGGAAACGUACCUGAAACCCCAGCCCUGUCCAGCACGAAGCACAGCACCUGACACAUCACAGAAGCUGAACAAAAUGUUGGGAGAAGGAAAUGUCAUGGUCUGCAUGCUCAGUUUAAACUAGUGACAGAUUCAGUUUCCCUGGCCAUCAAAGAAACGUCAACUAAACAGUGUGAUGCCAUUGACCUCACUUUAGCCAAACCCUCAAUGGGCAUGAGAUAUUUCCAUAACUUUGUUCUGAGGUGGAAGCCACCUUCUUUGGUCCCAAUCGCCAAAACCUAUGGCUAGGUCAGCCAUUAGAGCCUCCUCUGAGGCUGCUGGAGAAAAUUGGACCCCUUGGGGUCACAGAUAACCUGGGGCCCCAUGAGUUAUACAGGGCCCCCACCUCCGGUCUACCUCCUGUGAGGGUUGGCGGAGGCUCCGCUUGGCAAUUACGCUUCACCGACGCUCCGCGCUGCGGGUCGAGAGGGAAGGAAGCCUUCAGGAGCUCCUGGGGUGAAUUUCUGCUUUGCCACUUGCCCCGUGUGACCUUGAACGAGCUAAUGAAGUUUUCCACGCCUCAGCGCCCGGGUUGGUAGAGUGGCAAAUACAGUCCGCUCCGUGUAGCCGUGUCUGGCAAACUCCCGGAGUGGAGCCUACUGGUGGGUGUAGGUUAUGUUAAAUCUGGGGCGGGGGUUCCAUUGGAGAACACCCUAGCGGCUGUGGCUUCCUCAGGGACCUUCUCCGCCGGGGAUAACUCCAAACACAUCCCGAGAAGCAGAAUUUGGGCAGCCAAGAUCCUGGAGGCCAGGCUGGGGCGGCGGGGGGCGGCGCGUGGAGGCUUAGGAGAAACCCCCAGUCCUUAGCCGGGACCAGAUUCGGGAACUGGGCUGGGCCGGGCUGGUCAGCCUCGGCGCCUUUCACCCCGUGGGCCCCGCCCUCGGUCCCGCCUUCUCCUAACCCGCGCCCCCAUUGGUGGCGGCCGGCGGCGCGGCCGCUGUUAUUUUUCGAAUAUAUAAGGAGGUGGAGGUGGCAGCUGCUGCUUAGAGGCUUCCCGGACUGGUGGCCGGUCCCUGCGUCCCUCCACCCCGCCCCACCCUCCCCGCUUCCCUCUCCUCCCUCGCUCCGACCCCGUGGCUCUUCCUCCCUCCCUCCCCCACCCCGGGCCCGCUCCCCACCUCGCCCCGGCCAGCUGUGCGAUGGAGCUGCCCCAACCGGAGCCCGCGCCGGGCCCGGCUCUCAGUCCGGCGGGCGUGCGCGGUGGUACGGAGCGUCCCAGCCAUCUCCUGGGCCUCCAGCUGGGAGCUCAUGGCCUCGUGGGGUCCCCGGAGCGCGCGGCCGCUUCCUCGCCGGUCACCAGCCUGACCCAGACCAUGCACAACCUCGCCGGGCUCGGCAGUGAGACUCCAAAGCGUCAGGCAGGCAGCCUGCUCUCAUGCUUGUCCCUGUCCAGACGGCGGGCAUCUGAAUCCUCCCUGUCCUCCCAGUCCUCUGAAUCUUCUGAUGCAGAAUUGGGACAUGGUGGGGGAAUGUGUACAGAGGAUGUCACUACUUUCGAACCAAGGUGCUCUGUCCCCCCAGGUCUGUGUAUGGAUUCUCCCAGCCCCAUGGACCCCAAGAUGGCAGAGCAGACGUUUGAGCAGGCCAUCCAGGCAGCAAGCCGGGUCAUCCGAAAUGAGCAGUUUGCCAUUCGACGUUUCCAGUCCCUGCCGGUGAGGCUUUUGGGCCACAGCCCUGUGCUGCGGAACAUCACCAACUCCCAAGCAACUGGCCGCUGGAGGAAGAGUGAGGCGUGUGGCCGAGCUGCCCGAAGCUCUGAGGAGGACAAAGAGAAUGAUGGAUUUGUCUUCAAGAUGCCAUGGGAACCCCCACAUCCCAGCCAUGCCCAUGCUUUGGCAGAGUGGGCCGACCGCAGGGAAGCCUUUGCCCAGAGACCAAACUCAGCCCCUGACCUGAUGGUACACUGGGAGAAAGGAACCCUGCGGUCUGUGGCUGUCCCCACCACACAGUGUCUCACCCCCGAGCGGAAAAUGGAAGUAGAGGAACUGAGUCCCCCUGCCCAAUGCCGAUUCUCCCUGACUGCCACCCAGGGGGCCUCCGAGGAAGAUGAUGGAUUUGUGGACCUCCUGGAGAGCGACUUAAAGGAUGACAAGGCGGUACCCCCAGGCAUGGAGAGCCUCAUUAGCGCCCCACUGGUCAAGACCUCAGAAAAGGAGGAGCAGGACCUCAUCAUGUACAGCAAAUGCCAGCGGCUCUUCCGCUCUCCGUCCAUGCCCUGCAGCGUGAUCCGACCCAUCCUCAAGAGGCUGGAGCGGCCCCACGACAGGGACCUGCCCACACAGAACAAGCGCAGGAGGAGCGUGACCCCUCCAGAGGAGCAGCAGGAGGCCGAGGAACCUAAAGCCCGUGUCCUCCGCUCCAAGUCCUUGUGUCAUGAUGAGAUUGAGACUAUCCUGGACAGUGACCACCGGGAACUGAUUGGGGAUUACUCCAAGGCUUUCCUUCUGCAGACUGUGGAUGGAAAGCACCAAGAUCUCAAGUACAUCUCACCAGAAACGAUGGCAGCCUUGCUGGUGGGCAAGUUCAGCAACAUCGUGGAGAGGUUUGUGAUUGUGGACUGCAGGUACCCCUACGAGUACGAAGGCGGGCACAUCAAGACUGCCGUGAACCUGCCCCUGGAACGGGAUGCUGAGACCUUCCUGCUACAGAGCCCCAUCACACCCUGUAAUCUGGACAAGAGAAUCAUCCUCAUUUUCCACUGUGAAUUCUCAUCUGAGCGUGGUCCCCGCAUGUGCCGUUUCAUCAGAGAGCGCGACAGAGCUGCCAAUGACUACCCCAGCCUCUACUAUCCUGAGAUGUAUAUCCUCAAGGGCGGCUAUAAGGAGUUCUUCCCCCAACACCCGACCUUCUGUGAGCCCCAGGACUACCGGCCCAUGAACCACGAAGCCUUCAGGGAUGAGCUGAAGACUUUCCGCCUCAAGACCCGCAGCUGGGCUGGGGAGCGGAGCCGACGGGAGCUCUGUAGCCGCCUGCAGGAUCAGUGAAGGGCUGAUGCCAGUCCUGCCUGCCUCCUUUGCCUCGCUGCCUGGGUCCCAGUCUCCCAGGGGCCUGUGGGGCUGAGGGUCUGCUCGAGGCCCCAACUGCCAUCCAGGGGAAAGACAGUGAGGGUGUUCUGUCCAUCUGCACCCAGCCCCGAUCCCCAUGUCUCAAUGCAAUUAUAUUCCACAUCCUCGUGCCACCUCUACCCCAGCCCAGACCCGGGGAGAGCCCAGCCUGUUGACUUGGUGAAACUGGAUUAAGUCCAGCUCAAAGGAAGUAUUUUGUGUCCAGCAGGAACGUUUUUGCUUUUUCUCCUUCCUUGUUUGAGUUAACCCUUUGUCUUCUUGUGUCCAGAAAAGCCCCCCCUCUUUCCCAGAGGCUCUGUUUAUAUGUGUCUAGGAGAAAGCCACCCCCCCGCCACUGGGGAUGGGCCAAAGCAGAACCCCUCCCUGCCCGGGGUGCUGGCACUCCUGGGUGUGUCUGCCAUGUUUCCUUUCUCUUCCUCUUUCCCAUCCUUCCACGUGAACACCUCUAGCACAAACAGAAGCUCUUACUCUUUCCUGUUUCAGUGUUACCUGCGUGCUUGACUCCUUCGUCUGAUUUAGUGCCCAUCUCAGGAGAUGCAUGGGCUGAGAUCUCAGCUCCUCUCUCCACUUGGGGUUAGAGACUCCAACCAUUAAUUAGCCACUCGGCCCUGGCUUCUGUUGCCUCAGAAAGGGAUGACCUCCUUGGGGGGCCAUUGGGCAAGGGCUAAGGUCUGCAGUCCAGCCCCCACUGCUGUGAACCCCGGGGUCCGAUUGGUCAGAACUUGCUGCUCUCUUGUUGUGCAUGGACAGAUGGAUGAAUGGAUGGAUGGCAGAUGGAUGGAGAGCCACAGAUGCCCAAUGUCCAGCACACACAAAUGGCUGAGUGGAAGCAUUUCAGUGAGCGUGACCGCCUGCAGCAAGAACGGAUGUAUGUCUGUCUGUGUGGACAAAAUCUUUACACGUUAAGCUUUAGAGAUACUCGAGACAAAAUGUUGUGGAAGCGGUGAAGCCAAGGACAGAGCCACGUCUGGAUUCUGAAUCUCAGGACGUGUGGAGGGCUGUGUUUGAAGAAGGCCCUGUUGACUCAUCUGUCCGGGCCUUGGGUCAAUAAAGCACUGAGCAAGCGGA